Molecule: messenger RNA, 2184 nt
Organism: Closterium sp. Yama58-4
Lineage: Eukaryota; Viridiplantae; Streptophyta; Zygnematophyceae; Desmidiales; Closteriaceae
Source: the annotation of a GenBank genome assembly
AUGAGUUUCCAACUAGCAGCAUCACCCAGCAAUGACCGAGUAGAUUCCGGCCAAUCAGAAGCCAGCGCGGAUCGGUGGUUGUCCGAUCGCAGCCGUUUAUUUGGUCCUUCGGUGAUCGUGGAGGUGACUAGGCUGGCGAAGAAGAGAGGAGCCAUCAACCUGGGGGAAGGAUUCCCCGACUAUGCUGCUCCUACAGCUCUUAAGGACGCAGGGAUGGCCGCCAUUGCUGCUGAUGUGAACCACUACAAUACUUCUCUGGCUGAACUUGUGGCUCGCACCUUCUCAGAAGCUUCCGGAGUUCCGGUGGACCCAGACACGGAGGUGGUGCUCAGCUCCGGCCAGACCUGCGCCUUUGCCUCGGCAUGCCUCGCAGUGUUCCAGCCUGGCGAUGACGUCAUCCUGUUCGACCCUGCGUUUGAGGCGUAUCACGGGGCCAUUCUGAUCGCUGGUGCCAACCCGGUCUACGUGCCACUCUCCCCUCCCCACUGGUCCAUCGACUUCAGUGCAAUCGCAGCCGCCCUCACUCCACGUACCAAGGGCAUCGUUCUCAACAGCCCGUGCAACCCCACUGGCCGUGUAUUUUCCCAUGAGGAGUUGACUCAACUCGCCCAAUUCUGCUGCCAUCACGACCUGCUGGCGAUCACAGACGAGGUGUACAGCGCAUUCACCUAUGGUGGCAGUGGCGCCGAGCGCCACGUGUCGCUCGCUCAUUGGCCGGGCAUGAAGCAGCGCUGCAUCGUCACCUCGUCCAUCUCUAAAACGUUCCACGUCACUGGUUGGCGGGUGGGGUGGGCCAUAGCACCAUCGCCCAUCGCAGCUGCCAUCAGCACCAUCAGCGCCAAGCUCAUCGACACUCCUCCGGCCCCCUUCCAGGAAUCUUCCCGUGUGGCUCUGUCCCUACCGCCGUCCUACUACACUCAGUUAAGAGAGGACUACACCCUCAAGCGGGACACAGCAGUGGCAAUGCUGCUCGAAGCGGGCCUGGAGGUGCCUCUUGUUCCAGAGGGGUCCGUGUUUGUGUUCGCCCGCAUUCCCGAGCGAUGGGGUGUUGAUGAUGUAAGCAAUGGGAGCGAUGGCACUGACGAGCAUGUAGAGGCAAGGCCCAAUCCGGUCGUGCCAGCUCAGCAUCGGUAUGUCCGCGUGGCGUUCUGCAAGAGCACGGAGACGUUACAAGCGGCUCGAGAAGCGCUACAGCGCAUGCAGGUGCUUCUCCCCUGCUCAACCGCGGUGAUUCUCAAGGCGUGGGGCGGCGCGCAGCCUCUCGAGCCGAUGGCCAACCUCCUGAUCGCCGCAUGGAACAAGCAAGCCCCACCCGCGCAAAGAUUCGGUCCGUAUGACCCUUCCAGCUCCAGCAAUGGCGUUGCGGGAUUCUACAACGGAACCUACUUAAUCGGCGCCUCCUCCGAGCCAAUCAGCACCGACAAGGAGGAUCCCACUAAACCCAAGAUCACCGUCCCUCUCGCUAUUGUCACUUACAGCUUCUUCGUGACAAAAGCUGCGGGCGCGAAGCCUCUGGUUCUCAACGCUGCGCAGUCGUACCAGAUUUUUUCCGGCGCGAUCAAUUCCUGGGAUAAGGUUCCCGCCGCGGCUGCCGCGAAGCUCACGGGCCCGAUCACGCGCGUCGCACGCAGCACCAAGGUCGCGACGACGGCGAUCGUGCAGCAGAUGUGGUUGAAGGCCGGUGCCGGUUACCCGGCCGGCAGCGACACCACCGGCAAGCCCUUCACGUAUGCCGGCCUCGUUUUCGCCGCGACGAGCGGCGAUAUGUGCACCAAAAUCGCCGGGACGCCCGGCAGCAUCGGGUAUUCGCACACCGGCGGAUGCAGCAAAAAGCCUGGCGUCGCGGAGGUGGCUCUGAAGAACAAGGCUGGCGUCGCCGUCUCUUCCGGGAACUGGAACUCCGUAAUUCCCCUUCCCAAGGCGGUUCCUGCUCCGGACAAAUCCUGGGAUUCUGUCGACCUGAUCUGGACUCCCAACGCCAAGGCGCCUCCCAUGGUUUCUAUGCAGUAUUCGUUCAUAAAGAAGAAUCUUAAGGGCGUCACGGGUGGUGCGGCUGCCAAGGGAUUUCUGGUGUUUGCUCUUCCCAAGGCUGGUCCUACGGCUACUGCUAGUGGGUUCGUGCCCGUUCCUUCCCAGUGGUGGGCCCCUUCUUGGAAAGCCAUCAAGACCACGGUCGCUGUGUGA